CAGAUCACUCCAUGUAUUAGUAUUACCUUGGAUUAAUGCCCGUGACACUCUUCGAGACAAGCCCGCAACGCUGUCUUCGUCACUUACUGCAAGGUUCAUGUUUCUCUUUUCGCUGGAUGCAUGUCUACCAAUCCGCCAGAUAAGCCGGGUGACUGUACCGACCACAACCAUCGAGAUGACCAAGGUACUAGGCACGCCAUGCUGAACACCUAAGGGGCGCUUAAUUGCACUCGACACCGUCGUCGUGACGUCGAAAAGGGGGGCAACUUCCACAACUUUACAGGAAAGGUACUCCGUCUGAGGAUCGCCAGCAGAAAGCUCGAUAUUUGCAUCAGCGUACAAGCGAUCUUGAUAAGCAUCACUUGGUUUCGACACAGGCUAGGAGUGGGGAUGGACGGGAUUCGUUGUUCGACUUGGACAUGCUAUUGCUGCAUCGCGUGCCACUCGCCUCGGACUGCACCGAUAUCCCAUGCAGCUGUGUGAACUCCAGAACCCUGUUGGCAUCACUGUGACGCGACCAUGUGUGAGAAGGAGCAAUAUUCUGGGUUACGUUGCUUUGUUGCUUCGCCAUCGACGCUUAAAGAGAUUUGUGGAGAAGUGGGAAUAUGCCGUGGCACCUCAACCCACAUGCUUUUCGGGUCCUUCUGGCGGUGCAUCUCUCACCAAUUUAUUGGGCGAAUCCAUCUGGUCGAAUCACAGACGCACGGGGUAUCGAUUCCUGGGCGAUACGCAGAUAUCUACGGCGUACCUGUAUCUGGUAAAAUAUGGAGCCGGGAACGCGUGGGAUGGAACAGGGCCAUCUACGAUUAAUUUUCUGCGCCCGUUUUUGUUCUUUGGAUGCAAUGUAUCAACCGGCUUGUUGGCUGUGUUCCGCCGUCGGGAAAGAAAAAAAAAAGAAAAAGAGCUAUCAUGCCAGAUGUUGGAGUCUUGGAAGACAUGAUUCACAGCUGAAAAUGGAGAGUUGCUGCCUGAUGGAUGGCCAUGGUGAGAAAGUCGUUGAAUCCUACUUCAGCAACCCGCUCCGGCCCUAUUGACAUAUGUGGGGACGUGAUCGAAGGAGCGAAAAUCCGCCGUAGGUCGUCGAUUAUUUUCCGUGGGGAAUUCUGCCAAAGUGCCUUUUGUCUCCCUCGUUUUCGUUUAAACUCUGCCAUGCCUCGCAGUCGGCU
Messenger RNA from Cladophialophora immunda, 1166 nucleotides. RefSeq lists its product as uncharacterized. The transcript has a single exon. The record is from RefSeq and is a predicted model, not a curated record. NCBI's taxonomy places the organism in Eukaryota, Fungi, Ascomycota, Eurotiomycetes, Chaetothyriales, Herpotrichiellaceae. The coding region runs from base 470 to 940 and encodes 156 amino acids.